Silurus meridionalis is the source of this 2988-nucleotide messenger RNA. It is a transcript of the gene tbc1d24, whose product is annotated as TBC1 domain family, member 24. NCBI's taxonomy places the organism in Eukaryota, Metazoa, Chordata, Actinopteri, Siluriformes, Siluridae. The transcript has 7 exons. The record is from RefSeq and is a predicted model, not a curated record. The coding region runs from base 212 to 1951 and encodes 579 amino acids.
AAAGCUUCCGGUUAAAGAAGCGAUACGCACGCGCAUGCGCGGUAGGCGCCCCCCUUUUUAGGUUUGACCCCCCCUUCCUUGGGUUGUCCGCGCAUGCGCAUCAGUGGCGCUCUAAGGGACAUGAGUGCAGCUGGAAGCUGGUCAAGGGACAGUAAGCGUUAGUCUCACUCUGGAAAGUCUACUCUGUGCUUGUAUACGAAGGUCAGAGAUCAUGGGGGAGGACUUUGGGGUUUUUGUGGACUGGUCGCUGAUGGGUGACGUGUCCCGGGAGGCAGCACCGGGAAAAACAGACUACACCGACGCUAAAGAGCGUAAGCGUCACGCCCGCUCUGGUCAGUGGGUGAAGAGCCACUCGCAGCGAGCGCAGGUAUACCGGCGCCUCCUCAAAGCGCUGCCAUGCAGAUCUGUUACGCCCGAUGCUGGCGUCUACCGAGCCGCUGUGCAAAAAUACACCAAACGUGACAGCAUUGCGGAGGUGAAACUGAAGAACGGGGAAAUGUUUGGCGUGACGUUGCCCGAGUUUGCGUCCGGAGCGCCUGUUCCGCAUUACUGUUUAAAGCGCGAGUCCGCGAUUUGUCUGGGCAACAUUUUGGAGCGUCUGGCCUCCGAAUUCCCGGACGUUUCAUACUGCCCCCUGUUGCCUGCUGUCACCGCGCUGCUUCUUCACUGGAGCUCGGACGAGGCUCAGUGUUUUGAAGCAGCGGCUCGGUUGUUAGCGACGACCCAACAGCAGCGCAUGCUACACCAAACCUUUCUGGCCCACCGUGCUUCCUGCAUGACCUUCGGCGACCUUGCGCGCAAGCACUGCCCCGCCUCUCACGCAUACAUGGUUUCCCAGGCAAAUGAGAAGAAGGAGGACGUGGCGGAGGUGUAUGGAGACUGGCAGCGUUGGGUGUUUGGCGAUCUUCCGCUCUCCCAUGCCGCCCGGGUCAUGGACGUCUUCCUGGUGGAAGGAUCUAAAGUGCUGUACCGAGUUGCUCUGGCUGUGCUGAAGCUCUACAGAAAGCACAAACUGGACAGGAGGACAAGCAGGAAAGAGUUGGACACGGUCAGGGGGGACAUGCGGGAGUUUGUGAAGGGGAUCGCCAGCACCGCCAGUCCUGAUAAGUUGAUGGAGAAAGCCUUUGCUAUAAGGCUCUUCAGCAGGAAGGAGAUCAACCUCCUGCAGCUGGCCAAUGAGAGAGCACUCCAACAGAAAGGCAUCACCCUCCAACAGAAGAGGUGUAAUGUGGACCUGACAGUGAAUGUGGACUCGUUCUGCUCUGAUAUUAUCAGUGUGAAGGAGAUCAGGGACGUGUGGUCAUGGAUUCCUGAACGAUUCGCUUUGUGUCAACCUCAACUCCUGUUCAGCACUGCUACACACGGCUGCAGCCUCAACCGGUUUUAUACACAAUGUGAAGGACAUGAACCCACACUAAUGCUGAUCAAGACUACUGACAGAGAGGUGUGUGGUGCGUUUCUAUCUACAGACUGGGAAGAGAGGAAGCGAGGAGGAAACAAACUGAGUUUCUUUGGCACUGGCGAGUGUUUCGUAUUUAAGAUGAAGCCAGAGAUGGAGCGUUACGAGUGGGUCAUCAUCAAACAUCCAGAGUUGGCGAGCACUGCGUCUGAUCGUGCCGCUGAUGCUAGUGUUCGAGUCUCUGAUGAGAACAUACACUCCCUCCCUGUUGAGGCUCCACCCACAUCUGGCACUGACUCCACCCACCUCUCACCAUUUCUAGCAGCUCGACACUUUCACCUGAAUGCUCGUAACACGUCCAUGUUUAUGGCUGGAAACUUCGAAUUUAUCAUCAUUGGGGGUGGUGAUGGAAACGCGCUGUAUAUCGACUCAGAGCUGAAUCAUGGCCAGACGAGUUGCUGCUCCACCUUCGACAAUCCACCGCUGUGUUCCGAGAACUUUCAGAUCGCCGUCCUGGAGGUUUGGGGUUUCCAGGACACCAUGGAAACCUAACAGCCAAUCAGCACAUCCGGAGAGAAAGAGAGCGCUGUGGUUAUCAUCACUGAGUAGAUCUUAUAUCAUUAUAUAUCACACUAUACUCCAGGUAAUGACGCUGAUCGUGAACCUACAUUUCACAGACAGCUUCCUGAAAGAACACCACCAGCACACUCGAGAAAAUCUCACAAGCAUCAGAUCAAUUACGUUCAAUAUCAGUGUCUGCUCUCAGCUUCCUGCUUUCUAAUCAUCAUUUCCCCUGUAUCAUCUUAUCAGUAUAAUUAUUUCUGAGCUAAUUAUCACAGUCAAUUGCCAUACUGAUAUAUCGUUACAUCCCUAACCACAAUCAGCCUUUUUCAUACCAUAUAGCACUAUGCUAACUGGUGUAUCAGGUUACGCUAUCAGACCCAUAUACAUCACCACACACUGCACACUCUACACAAUACCCAUAAUGCACUCUAGUCCUAUUAUAAUUAUUGAAUCACAUUUUAUUAUUUAUUUCUAUUUAUCUAUCAUCUUUUAUUGGCUAGCGCUCGUCAUAGCGCGCUAAUGCUAGUUUCAUACCUGAUCGCUAUCGUUCCUGGUUGUUGAUCAUAUCAGUGUGUUUGAUGAAUGUUGUAUGAAUGUUAUAUCAGCGUUAGAUAAACAGUCUGUGUAGAUUUGCCAAAUGUUUUAUCAAGUAAGUUUCGUGUUUGUGUAUAGAUGUGUGUGUGUGUGUGUGUGUGUGUGUGUGUGUGUGAGAGAACGUUCCUACUUGUGAAACUAAACAUAUUAAUGAAGUGUGUGUGUGUGUGUGUUAAUGAAGUAAUGUGUAAAGCAUAUCAAUCAAAUGUGUAAUUAAUUAAAUGGUAAAGUCUUAAAGAUGAAGAAUGUUGAUGUUAAAAUAACAUGCUCUAUAACAAAGUCUGUGUGUGUGUGUGUGUGUGUGUGUGUGUGUGUGUGUGUGUGUGUGUGUGUGUGUGUGUGUGUGUGUGUGUUCACCAGUAUUAUUGUUAUCAUUAAGUAAAGCAUGUAUAAUAAAUGUCAAUAAUGUUUAAUAAAGUGUUUAAAACAAA